AAUCGGAGGUGCUCGGGCUCAUACUUUUUUUCAAAACCAGUUUUUAUGGACUCCUUUUGUCGACAUACGGAGUAUAACACAAAGGAAAGCAAACUUGCUCCGUUCUAGGUGACGUCUCUGGGUUCGGUCUAAGUAAAAUUGUUCGUACAGUUCUCCACCUGGAAAUCCUCUCCGGCAAUCGUCGGAGUCCACUGAAAAUGAGACGACCGUCGAUCAACGUCAAAGCGAUUACUCGGAAGGUCGACGUCGACAAUCGAAUCUCGCUGCGCAAUUACUAUCGGAUCGCGGAUAAUAUACUCCGGCAGGCAAGUAUCUACCGGGAGGAGAAGAACAUCAUUGAUUUGUAUGUAAUGCUGCUUAGAUAUUCCAGUUUGGUGACUGAAACUAUACCACACCAUCGAGAUUACCAGCUUUUGUGUCCAAGAGAAAAAGCAUUUUCUAGAAAGACACUGUUGAGGGUGCUAGACGAGUUAGAGGCUCUAAAGCCGAAAUUUCAACGUCAAGUAAAUGAACUGGAAAGCCUUCAGCCAUAUCAACUCGAGGGCCCAGAAUCUACUUCAUCUGUAUCAUCAAGAAUUCCUUCAGUAAAACCUGUAUUGAACAAUAAGACAUCUUCAGGUCAUGGAAAUAAGUGGGCUGUCAGCAAUGCAACUUCUUCAUGGAAACAGAACAAUGAACAACCUCAAGUUUCAGCUACGAAUUCCAUAGACUCAUGCUUCCAGAAGAUGGCUCUCUCUUUUCCACUUCCAAAGCAAGAAACGCUGUCAAGGCACUCAUUUUUAGGCCCAAAUGGUCUUCGUGGCCAAUGGCUUGGACCUAGUGCUGAGAUAAAGGUUAACUACCCAACCAAUACCGAUCUUGCUUCCGACAUGUCAAGUCUCAUUCAGAGUGGACACUUUGCUCCCAAUGUGGUCAAGGAUGCUGACACAAAAGUUGAUAAUCCUACUAUGGAAUCUGUUCUCUCAUUGGAUGAUGGAAGAUGGUUGCAGCCUACAGAGGAUACUUUGUUUAAUGAUGAUGUGAGAAAUGAUAAUCUUCCAUCAAGUAUUAUUCAGCAACCUUCUCUCCCUCCUGUCCUUGCACAAGUGCAACCAGAGCAUCGACCAAUUUCUCCUUCUAGAGUUGCUGAUCCAAGACCGGGACCAGUUAAACCACCUCAAGAUGGGAUGGCUGGUUCUAAUUCUUACCAAAAUCUACAUAUUCCAGUACAGAUGAUGGAAGAUUUCUUGAGAUUAGCACGAGCUAAUACAAUAAAGAACUUGGAAACUUGUGGUGUUCUUGCUGGUUCACUGAAAAACAGGGUAUUCCAUAUCACUACACUUAUAGUUCCAAAGCAAGAGUCAACAUCGGAUUCAUGCCAGACAUUAAAUGAAGAAGAAAUAUUUGAGGUCCAGGACAAGCUCUCUUUGUUUCCUCUUGGAUGGAUACAUACACAUCCAUCUCAAACAUGUUUUAUGUCAUCAGUUGAUUUGCACACUCAUUACUCCUAUCAGAUUAUGUUGCCGGAGGCAAUUGCAAUUGUCAUGGCUCCCACCGACGAAUCCAGUCCUCACGGCAUCUUUCAUUUGUCCGAUCCCAGCGGCAUAUCCAUAAUCCGGAACUGCCAACAGCGCGGUUUCCAUCCUCACGAAGAACCCGAAGAUGGAAGUCCCAUCUAUGAGCACUGCUCUCAUGUGUAUAUGAAUCCAAACUUGAAAUUUGACGUAGUUGAUCUCCGAUAACCUCACGCUUUUGGUUAAUGUCCAAAAGUCAAACUUGUACAGCUUAUUUAUACACACAAUUUGCUGUCAGGCUAAGUACACUUUUACAAUUUUGUAAAUUUUUUUUUUUAAUGUACACAAGAAGACCUUCCUAUGAGCCAAAUUGAAUUUGUUCCAUUUAUAUUCCCCCGUUAUGAAAUAUUGCAAUAUGGAAUUUGUUUAG
Cuscuta campestris is the source of this 1923-nucleotide messenger RNA. NCBI's taxonomy places the organism in Eukaryota, Viridiplantae, Streptophyta, Magnoliopsida, Solanales, Convolvulaceae. The record is from the annotation of a GenBank genome assembly.